AUGAAGUCUACUCACAAACGAAAUUCAUCAUCACAUAAGUUGGUUCGCAAACCUCAAAUUACUCACCAAGGGGUUUUAAUUUGUGAUGUACCUGCUCCUAUUUCUCCCGGGUCCAAGAAACGAUUAGCAGAAGAUAUAGCAAAACACUUGUCACAACUGAAGAAGAAGAAGUUGAAGAAGACUCGCAAGCUUGUUUUAUCUACUAAGUCUACAGAUGAAGAUGAACGAAUCCCAGAAACUCCAGAGUUCACUCCUAUUGUUACAAGUUCCAUUCCUGAGACGAAUGUUAUCAAAACACCCGAAGUUUCGAUUGCCAAGUCAAUUUUUGAGGAGGUUCGAACUUCAGGCAUCCUUGCACACAUAUCUGAUACGGAUGCAAAUGUCAACAUGGGUGAAGGAGGUUCGAAAGAUGCCGCUCAAGGUCCAAUUAUCUUAACACCAACAUCUACAAUUCCUCUCACAUCAACCACUGUUUCACCAACCUUCGAACAUAUCCUCAAUCAACCAUUCACUUCCAUUUUUCCUUCUCAAUCCACUGAUACACCCAAACCAUCUUCACCGACUGCCACUAAUAAUGAAGGGAUUGGAGGUACGUUCGAACAUCUAGAAUUCAAUGAAGAUGAAGAAGAAUUUCCUGAUCACAUGUUGAUGACAAUGAAGCAAUACAAGAUUCUUAAUCAAAAGUUGAAAUCCAUCACUCAAUCCCAAGCUGAUCUUGGAGGAAGUUCAUCUAUUUCCAGUUUGGAGGUUGAUUCCAUGCUCAAGAUGUUCAAAUCAAGAAUAAUCAACAAGAUCUGA
Molecule: messenger RNA, 798 nt
Organism: Lactuca saligna
Lineage: Eukaryota; Viridiplantae; Streptophyta; Magnoliopsida; Asterales; Asteraceae
Source: the annotation of a GenBank genome assembly